Scylla paramamosain (green mud crab) is the source of this 4349-nucleotide messenger RNA. RefSeq names its product cyclin-dependent kinase 11.1-like. The record is from RefSeq and is a predicted model, not a curated record. NCBI's taxonomy places the organism in Eukaryota, Metazoa, Arthropoda, Malacostraca, Decapoda, Portunidae. Gene Ontology annotation, biological process: peptidyl-threonine phosphorylation; positive regulation of DNA-templated transcription; peptidyl-serine phosphorylation. Bases 123 to 3542 code for a protein of 1139 amino acids. Gene Ontology annotation, cellular component: nucleus. The transcript has 10 exons. Gene Ontology annotation, molecular function: protein serine/threonine kinase activity; ATP binding; transcription coactivator activity.
AACCGCCGCUCGCGCGCCCCGCGAGCCUCACUUGUUGACAGAGUUGGUUUGUAAACAAUAGAAGGAUAGCUUCCCGCGGCAGGGGAGUCGACUAGUUAUUUCCAUCCUCGGUGUACAAGAAGAUGACGACAGUCCAAAGAUCCAAGGGCAGCGCGGGCCAUGGAGGCUUCCACCGCUGGGUGAAACUGUCGACAGAUGACCUGCCACUGAUCAGGCCCCCAAGGCACCAUAUGCUUGCACACAUGACAGGUGGCCUGGUGCACCUCUAUGAUGCGGUCAAGCUCACCAAGAAGGAGGGUGCUGAGGAGUUCAUGACACCAUACCAUGAGGGAGAACAGUGCAAGGAGGACUGCCGGAUUGAUGCAGAAAAAGCUGAGGAGGCAAAAAAUGGCCAUGUAGAUAAUGGUGAAUGUGAGAAUGGACAGGAGGAAGGAGAAAAUAAAGUGGAGAAGGAGGAGAACAAGGUUGAAAAGGAGGAGCAGGAGGAAGACAAGAAAGUAGAAGUGAAGGAAAAGGUGGAGGAGAAGGAGGAGGAGGAGGAGGAGGAGGAAGAGGAGGAGGAGGAGGAGGAGGGGGAGGAGGAGGAGGCAAUGGGAGAGAAGGAGGAUGUAGAAGAAGGAAGCAAGGAAGAAGCAUCUACAACAGACACACCUGAGGACAAGCCAGAGAAGCAGGAGAGUGCGGGUGAGGAAAACAAUGAAGACAAAAAGGAGGAGAACAGCCAAAAUGAGAAGAAAGAUGACGAAGGAGGAGGGAAGGACAAAGCGAAGAGUGAGGCAGACGAGGAAGAGGAGGAAGAGGAAGAGGAAGAAGGUAAGGAGACCCUUUCGAAAGCAGAGCAGUGUGUCCUUGACGGUGAUGAGCUAGGUAAGGAUGCAACAUUGAAGAGUGAAGAUGAUGAUGAUGAUGAUGAUGAUGAUGAUGAUGAUGAUGAUGAUGAUGAUGAUCAUGAUGAUGACGUCGAUAUGGAAGAUGAAGAGACAACACCCUACACGGAUGAAGAAGGAGAGUUUUCUCCUGAGAAAGACAUGCCUCUUCUUGCUGAAAGAUUCAAGUAUACUCAGGUUUUAGCCAGAGGACAGUCAGCCAUCAUCAUUAAGGUUUUGGACACAUUUCACAAGAACCGGCCAUUGGCGAUCAAAGUUUUGCAUCGUGUGUACAAGCCCAUUGGGUCACAAGAGGCUGACAUCCUGCUGGAGUUGCAUCGUGCCGAUCCCUGGCUGCAUGUCCCCUUUGCCAGGCUUCUGAACCAGUUUCUGUAUGGGCCACACUAUUGCCUGGUGUUUGAGUACCUGAGCCCCACACCACUUUAUACCCACUACGACCAGAGGGACAUUCGGGAAGCCUCGGCUCUGCCUCACAUCCGUGAUCUCACUGUCAAGCUUCUCACUGUGCUUGGUUUCCUCUACAAGCAGAAUGUUAUACAUGCUGACUUGAAGCCUGAGAAUAUAUUAUUGAAAAGUGAGGAUGACUUGUCUUCCCUGAUGGUGGUGGAUUUUGGUAAUGCCCUAAGGAACACAGAUGAAGAACUCUCCCUUUAUUACUCAGACUUUGAACUGCAGACACUUCUCUACAGAGCACCAGAAGUCAUAUUUGGGAUGAAGUUCAGUCUUGAGGUGGACAUGUGGAGUCUGGGCUGCCUCCUGGCUGAGUGUUACCUGGGUGAGCCUCUCUUCAUGGGUAAAUCAAAGAAGGAAAUUUUGAGCAAGAUCACUGAAUUAAUGGGACCAUUUCCUCGGGAGUUUAAUGAUGGGGAGUAUGCUGAAGAGUUUGGCGAAUUUAUUGGUCGGCCAAUGUCACGGUAUCAGCGGCUGGAGAACUUACGGAAGAGAUUAAAUGACUGCAAGGAUUCAAUGUUCCUCAUGCUGGUGGAGAGGCUUCUCACCUACUUACCUGAUCGACGGUUUACUCCAUUUGAGGCAGCGUGUCAUCCUUUUGUGGCGUGCUCAACCCCCUUUCUAUACCUCACCCCUUCCCCAGGAUAUAUCAGAUACCCAACAGUAUUGCUGGAUAUGUCCACAUACCCAUAUUUGCCUGGGUUGCCUGAUGAUGAUGAUGAAGAUUCUGCCUCUGCCCAUGGACGGAAGCGACUUGCUCUCUUCUCCCGGCACAAACGACCACAGUCUUCAAACCCUGGGGGGCUAUCACUGAAACAGGGACAGUGUGCUAAUCAUAAGGACAGGGAUGGCAAGGAUGUUUCAGGUGCAGGAGGGAAGACAGCUACACGUUCAGAUGUUAAGGAGACACUUAAAUCAAUGGGACUUAGGUGUGAAGACUUCACAAUUAGUGUAUACUCAAGGGAACAAGCUCAUGCAAUUUUAAAACGACAGGGAGUUGAAGUAACUCCAAAUAAUCUUCAGGGUAGAGAUAAAGUAGCAUUGCUAACCAAUAAAGGCCUGAAAAAUGUAAAAUCUAAUGAACUUCCAAAGUAUAGCUAUAUGAGAACAGGCAACACACGAAAUAUUGGGCAUGAUGAUGAUGAAGAGGAGGAUGAUGAUGAUGACUGUGUCAUUCUUGAUCCUCCUGAUGUGCCUAAACCUGCACCCAAGCUCCCUCAACAAUUCCAACUAAUGGGGACAACAGUACAGGUGAAUCGGGGAGCCAAGAGGCCAAAUCGACCCUUAACCAACCAGCCCCAGGCCAAGAGAUCAAAUGCUCGCCCCAUGAUGUAUUACCGCAACGACCAUGAGCAGGAUAUUGGUCCAGAGGCUUCAGUCCAAGACACGCUUAAAAGGCUAAAGAAUUACAAUAUAUCCAUCACCUGUCGACGCAAUGCUUCAGGAAUGAGGCCACAGGGAGGUAUGAUGGAUAGUGAGUCAGAUAUGGAAAAUGACAGCCAUAUGGACUCUGAUGAUGACGGGGAGGACAUGACCAAAUAUUUAGAAUGCCAAAUUGGGGAAAUUGAGGAAGUUCAAGAUGAAGUAUUUGAUGAAGAUUUUGACAUUGACUGUGAUGACAAGAAUGAUGCUGACUAUAAUCCUCGAGGAAAGAAGAGGAGGCAGCAGAACAAGAAGUCUCCAAGGAAGGGCAAGAGGUUAAGCAGUACAGGAGCAGAUAAUAAAGGAAAUGAAGAUUCUUGUACUAGUGACAUAACUCCCCUUCUUCCCAACGUGGAGAUGGCUGAGCUCAGUGACCAUCAAGCAUCAUCUAAUCAUUCAGGGGAACCAGAACAUGACCCACUUGCUGAAGAAAAUGAAGAUACUAAAGAGUUAAGGGAUAUUUUAGAAAAUGCUAGCCACUUACAGGAGGAUGAAGAGCAAGAAAACAAUCAUAAUACAAACCACGAAAAUGAACGUAAAGAGGCAGACAAAAGCCAUGGAACUGUAAAUGCUGAUGACACAAAUGUAGAAAAAGAUGAUGGGAAGGAAGAAACUGCAGAUACCUUAGGUGAACUUAUAGAAGCAGCAGUAGGUGAAUCAGCAGCUAAUGAUGUCAAUACAGCUGAGGAUGAGGAGGAAGAAGAGAUAGAUGAAGAGUUAGAGAAAGAGCUCCUUAGUGGAAAUCUGGAAGAUGGGGAAGAAGAAGAAAUGGAAGACUUGUAAGGAGGAAGCUUCUCAUGAUAAACUAAACCAAACUGUGGAACUAAGAUCUGAUGUUACUGAGAGAAAUGCAGGCUCAUCUACUGAAAACUGUCCUAAAUUAAUAAUACUUUAGUCCUGUUUAUACAAAAUUUUUUUAUGGAAUACAUGGAUUUUAAAAUCAAGUUGUAAUUCAAAUUGUACAUCAUUAAAUUUUGAAUAUUAAUAUAAUUAAUUUACUGUGAUGCAAUGCAGACAUGGCUACUUCUCAGAAAUCUUGAUGAAUUAAAGACAAAAACCUAAUGGCAAUAGUGAACUUUAUGUAUCCAAAGAGUAACUCAAGCUCUUGUCCGAGUCCCUUGGCAGAACACGCAGCACCUGAGAGUACAAUGCAUGCAGGUUUAGGGGUUGGAGCAAGUGACUUCUCAUGGUGCAGGAAGCUGUUGAUGGUAUUAGUGAACAUGAAACUCACUUUCUCAUGUUAGAACUGUUGACCUCACCAAGCUGUGCUGGUACCAUGUUUAAAGUUUUUUUUCUUGCUUAAUGUACAGGUUUGUACAGUCUGUUUUGUGUUUACAGUUUCACUUCAUUUGAAACUAAAGUUUGGGACAUUGACAAAUACAGUAUGAGUAAUUUAUGUAGGAUCAUUACAAAGCAACAGAUUGUAUUUAUUAAUAUAUUAAACUUUUUAUAUAUGAAUUUUUUUAUGGUAAAUGAGGGAAGACUAUGGCUUGCUUGCUUGAUAUUUUAGAUAUUUUAGAUAAUACUGAAGCUGAAGAUUAACAGUACUACUGUCUUCAUCUUUCAUACAAAUAUUGAUACAGAACAAAA